Hyposmocoma kahamanoa is the source of this 939-nucleotide messenger RNA. RefSeq lists its product as uncharacterized. The record is from RefSeq and is a predicted model, not a curated record. Gene Ontology annotation, cellular component: membrane. The coding region runs from base 124 to 576 and encodes 150 amino acids. The transcript is spliced from 4 exons. Lineage: Eukaryota; Metazoa; Arthropoda; Insecta; Lepidoptera; Cosmopterigidae.
GUGCUCAUUAUCGUGGGAAUCAUUAGUGUUUCCAUUGGUGUUCUUGGUUGCUGCGGGACUGUCAAGGAAAACAAAUAUCUGCUUAUCAUUUACGUGACGUUGCUGGUGUUAAUAACGCUAGCAAUGCUAAUGAUGUCAGUUGCGCAGCUCGUCGAAAGCAAGCACGCCCAGUUGACUGUACCGGUAGUGUUGCAGCUGCGAUACCUGCAGAAUGAGAACAACUUCCACGAGGACUUUGAAGAGAAGUACCAAUGUUGCGGCUUGGAUGGACCUAACUGGUACGCAGAAGAGAAGUUGCCUUCUUCGUGUUGCGUAAAGACGAUAUCAGAAUGUACCGUGGUCAAUGCUUUCGCGGGUUGCAUGGACGUGGUUACCAAUGACGUGGUGGACGCUUCCUUGACUAUGGGGUAUACAGCUUUGAUGGUUGCUCUGUUUAUGGUUAUUGGAAUCAUAACGAGCGCAUAUAUAUUCUGGAAAGUGCGGGAGGACGGCAUUGCUGGCGAAGAGAUAGUGUUCAGCUACAAGGACUUCCGCAAGAUUAGCAUGUAUGGACCUACCAAUACUAAUGAUUUCUAAUUGAGGGUGGUCGAACACAAGGCUGUUGAAAUUUAUCUCCGUCAAGCAAAUGAAAGAUUAUAUUUUUGUCAUGAACUGUUUAUCGUCUUCAUACAUCCCACCAUACUACAGAACUAUGUUACUCAUUAGUGAUAUAGGUUUGGGCUACGUCUGGAAUUAGUUUCUAUGAUAAAAAAUGUUGGUGAAAACAUGAAAAUGAUUAUACAGAACGCCUUCAAUUUCACAGUGUGACGGAAGAAAAAUAUCGCGAAUUGAAAAUGGGUUUCUUAGAUAGUUGUUAGGUGUCAUGGAAAGAAUUUAAUUUUCUUUUACCGUUUAAAAAUGCUACGUUUUAAUUUUUUUUUGUAUUGUCACAUUUAUUAC